Messenger RNA from Geodia barretti, 2215 nucleotides. The record is from the annotation of a GenBank genome assembly. Lineage: Eukaryota; Metazoa; Porifera; Demospongiae; Tetractinellida; Geodiidae.
CACCCAAAAUCUGCCGAGUCAGCUAGUGAAGGUGCGUGCGUGUGGGUGCAGUGUCAGCCUGAGUCUUGCAGCAUAGCUGAAAUUGAUGGUCAGGAGAACGCUGCACGUCGAUGUACAAAGAACUCAGUAUGACGUGGAGUACAAACCGGUCCCUGUCGGCUAUUGCAGCUCCGGAAAAUGACAGGUAAAGAGUUUGGUCCAGGGGUGAAUCCUGUCUCUGGACACACUCUCCAGGUGCCAGAUGGAGAAAAAGAGAGACCACCAGCUCUACAUGGCCGUCAUGAUCUCUGCUGCCUGUCUGAUAGUCGUUCUGUGUCUCAUCAGCAGACGAAAGAAUCAUGCUCGGCAGCUCUGCUGGGGAUUCCCCAGCAUAGCCAUUCCACUGGAUGGGCUGGGAAUAGGGGCCAGUGGCUGUCGUCUGCUCUACUGUGUGAUCAUGGGCUCCUGGGGAGCUGACCUCCUGACAAAUCUCCUCAACACAAGUCUCUACUACUCCUCUCCAUUCAGCAUCACUGACUCCGUCUAUUUCUUCAUGUUCACUCCAACUGUCAUCAUUCUGAGUCAGUCGCUGGCCUACUUCCCAGUGUUUGCCUGCGUACACACGCCUCUACCAAUCCUGGGCCACCUUCUGGGACUCCUCUACACCUCUCUCCUGGUGAGCAGCAAUGUGUACUCAGACUGUGCAGCAGCUCGAGGUUGCUCAUACAUAGGGAACAUGUCUCACAGGGAGGUUGGUAUAUUCCUGGGUUCAAGAGUGUGGACCUACUUCCUCUACCUCUGCAUGCUCCUCUACUUCUUCCUCUACACGGUCUUUGACCUGGUCCAGGUCUUGGUGUCGGGAAAGUUGCAACCGAGAAAGACUCAGAAUGACCGCAGUGUCUGUGAGCUCUAUGUAAGCAACCUGCUGAAAAGGAGAGUGAGGACGUGCAGUACAUCAUACCACCUGCUGAGAGACAAUCUCUGGAACUACCUCAUUCGAGGACUGGACUAUGUUCUACCCAAUGCCUACACCUUCUGCCUACGCUAUCCACUGCCUCUUUUUGGAGCCUUUUUCAUGGGAUUCUCCAUGAUCAUUCAUCUGGUCAUCUUCUGCAGUGCUCAUGAGUACCUACUGGCUGAGAAGCUGCUCCACUGGUUGCAGGAGUUCCAGAUCACUGUGGAUUUCAUUGAAGACAUACUCCCUUCCACUAAACCAACCCUCAACCGUCUCUUCCAACAAGUACUCAGCUUUGCCAAGGCUUACGAAAUUAUUUUGCCACUGGGAUCAAUAGGAGCUUUUGGGUUCUGUGGAAUGUUCUCACUCUAUAUGCUUCACACAACUUAUAAACAGAUAAUGGAGGCGGCCAGAGGAGACACUGGUUUCUUUGUCAGGUCUGAACUGGUGCCCUCUCUUGUCUACAGACUGGCUGCUACCAUGAGAUUCACUGCUUUUCAAGUGGCCUUUCUUGUUUCCACCUGGAUGAUAUAUUGUCUGUUGCUGUGGAUUCUGCUAUCUAUUGGACUGCUGUUCUACUACUUGUUCAAUGACUUCAGACAUUUUGCUGUUCAUGUCUGGUCUUGGUUCAUGGUACCAAUGAUGUGGGGAGCUGCCAUGUACAAUCUGCAGCUCUUCCUCUGCAAGUAUGUGUUUCUGGAGAGAACGAGAGGAACACUGCCACUUAUCAGACUCAGGUGGCUCUAUGACAUUUUGGCCUAUUUUCUCUUCUUCUUCAAUGGCAUAUUUGGCUUUGUGAUGUGUAUCCUACGUGGAGUGGGCGUGAUCAUAUUCACGGCUGUGAUGUUAUUCAGACUAGACUGGGACAUCUACAUGAGGGGACUGGAGGGAUGGGACAUGGGUCACAGAACGUACAUGGCCUACAUGUACGUGGAGUGCACGUACAACAACAUGAUCAUGAGACUGUUUGUCCAUCUCCUACUGGACUCCCUCCACCAGAGGAGGCGGCACCAACAUCACCCUCCCAGUCAGGAAGCUACUCUAUCAACCACAUGGAGGAGUGGCAGCAGUAAAAGAGAGAGGGGGGAUGUAGUCAGAGGAGAAGGAGUGUCUGUGGGGUCUACUGGCAGUGAGCAGAGCUCCCACAGAGCUCGUCUCCACUGGUACUUGGCCUACACCCUCCUCCGUAACCCAACUCUCUGUCGUGACAGAGUCACUCACAACUCACACUCUCUCCAUCCCACACCCCACACCAGCUACGGCAGUCUGUACACCAUCAAC